Molecule: messenger RNA, 1131 nt
Organism: Vigna angularis (adzuki bean)
Lineage: Eukaryota; Viridiplantae; Streptophyta; Magnoliopsida; Fabales; Fabaceae
Exons: 4
Coding region: 74-880 (268 amino acids)
Source: RefSeq, a predicted model, not a curated record
AUGUCAAAAACAUUCAUCUGAAAAAAAUACACUUUCAUUCUCUUGUGUGGAGGAAAAGGAACAGUUCUUAAGCAUGAAGCAGGUGGUAGAAAAGUUUUGUAACUUGUAUCUUGCUCAAAGUUGGUGUGAAGAUAUACAAAAUAUAAUCUCAUAUGUGAGUUCUAAGUGCGAGGCAAAUGCCCCGAAAGUAAUAUCUUACGUAAUCCUUGGCACUUUUUCUCUUUUGAUUUUUGUGCUACUGAGAAGGACCAGGUCCAAGCCCAAGCCCAGGCCCAAUAAACUUCAAUCUACCAGGUCCUUCAUCGUUAGAGAACUCCACAGUGGAUAUCCAGCACUUGAGAGACUGAUGACAGAAGAUUAUAAACAUCCAUCAGCAUUAGACAGCGCCCAUGCUCUUAUUAGGGAACUUCAAAAGGGUUUACCUGAUUUACUGAUUCUUCAGCAAAAAGUAAGAGAGUUGGAGAUGUGGGAAGUGGAGGAUUAUGCAGAGAAAAUACUUAGACCAGCGUUCAAAGAGGCUAAUGAAAAGGAGAAACCACAUGAAGCCUACGAGUUUGAAAUGUUAAUAGUGGAAGUGCUCAUCUACAAGGGAGGAAUUUCGGAUUUAGAAAGUGCCUUGCAAUGUGAAUGUUUGGCAGAUGAAUCGCUCAAAGAUGCACGACGCCCACUGUACAAAGCAAUUAUAUACAAAAUGCUGAGGAAUAUGGAGAAAGCUAAAGAACAUUGGGAUGAAUUUAUUGUAGUUGGAGACCCAGCUUUCGGUCGUCAAAUUGAAAUGGAUUUUGAUAAGUUUAAAUAUCAUGUGAGUCGACUUCAAAAGGCAACAGAAAAUGUUACAAAGAAAAGGAGCAGCAUCAACUUCUCAACUUUCUCCAUUUAAUUACCUGUAAAUAUGUUUAUUACAUUUGUUUUCAAAGCUACAAAAACCUAUGUCUUGUUAUUACUCUAUUAUAAUUUCUAUUGAUUUGACCGUAGAAGCGUAAGUUCAAUCCUUGAAGGAACUUCUCACCUUCUCAAAUUAGUGCAAUCCCUUGGAGAUUCAGACCCAAAAGAGAUGUAUUUUAAGCUUUCUUUUUAACAAAGCUCAAGCUUGUAAUUUCGAGGUAAAAUAAUCAAAUGGUAUUUUAUUAG